Priapulus caudatus is the source of this 3212-nucleotide messenger RNA. RefSeq names its product collagen alpha-1(III) chain-like. The record is from RefSeq and is a predicted model, not a curated record. Lineage: Eukaryota; Metazoa; Priapulida; Priapulimorpha; Priapulimorphida; Priapulidae. The coding region runs from base 223 to 1920 and encodes 565 amino acids. The transcript has 7 exons.
GCGAACAAUUGUGUUACAGUCCCCGGAUGUCGUCCUCGUCGGCUAACUCUAGAAGCGUCUGAGUUGAUAAGGGGCACGUCGACAGAUGUUGGUUGCGCUCAACGCAGGUGACAGACACGCUCCGAGCUGCGGGUUAUACGUGGACGCAUGAACCAUCGACGUAGCACGCAGGGAACGACGCAAUAGGAGACUCAGAGUCGGGGAUCAAGUGACUCAAACAAAAUGAUAGGAUUUAUUAUUAUCGCCCAAAUGCUGCUAUUGGCUCCUCUGGGAUUCGCCAUGCCAAUAUCGCACGGAUACGCGGGAAUAAAUCGGCCGCCGGGCGGAGGAGGAGGCGGCACACCACCGAGAGGUCACCCGCAGGUCACUCGCACUGGACUAGGAGGAGGCUACCAGGUAGGCGGACCUGCAUACCCGGGUGCUGCGCCCGUGGGUUACGGUCAGCCGACAAACUACGGACCACCGCCCGCGUACGGGCCUCCCCCUGGUUUCUCGUCGCCCGCUUACGAACCACGCGAACCUGGGAUGGGUUACGAUCCAGAGUCGGCGCCGGCCGGUCCGCCACCAGUGCAGUACGGUUACGAGGGGGAAGGAUAUGGCAACCACCUCCCUGGUCAGAGCCCGCUGCAGGCACGCAUUGACUACGGUUUCCCCGCAGGCGGUGGCGGUGGCAGACGUGGAGAGGUAGCGUAUCCUCGAUCUGAACAGAUCCGAUACGGUCCAGAAACGAACAGCGGCACCACUCGUAAUGCUUACGGAAGCUCACCUCAGCAGGGGUAUGGCGGAGACGGUCGUCCCGACGAUUUUGGACCGGGGAGCAGCUACGGCAACCCAGGAGGACCAGAUAACGCACUGUCAGCCCAGCUGAGCUCUGGUGUCAAGGUGCGAUUCGGAAAUCAGGACGACAGAAAGUCAUCGUCAGGCUAUCGCGCGCCUAGUUUCGGCCGGGAUUCGAAACCAGGAUACGCAACUUCCGAACGGGACGACGAGAGCCGACGCGCCGGCUAUGGGCCGUCGAAACCGGAAAGCCGAAGCUACGGCGACGACUUCCCCAACUUCGAGGAGGGCUUCAUCGCUCCGAAGCCGCUGAACGCAAGGAGGAACCCGGGCUACGGGAGGGACGACGACGAAUCCCGUCGGGACGGGGAAGGAAGUCGCGAGAAAGAGAGGUUCGGUUACGAAGCGAAACCGACGCGGUAUGGUAGCGGAGACGAGUCGUCCUCGAGGUUCGAUCCGUCGUCCAGGAGAGAUCCCGGAGGAUACGGUGUCGCGCUUCCGGGAGAACGGUCGCCGUCCGGAUACGGUUCGUCUGAGGGCCGCGAGACGCGAGAGCGGGAUGCCGGCUCUAGAAAUCCAUUCGCGACAGAUCCUUUCUUUAAGGACGACGAAGCGGAUACGAAAAACGCCUACGGCCAGUCGCGCGAUGGCGACUCCAAACGCCGAUUCGAAUCGCCGAGCCGAGAAGACGAAUUCCGGCCGACGUACGUGCCGCCGAAGGAUCGAUCUCGAUCGGAACCCGAGGAUCGAUUCGGUCCGAAUUCGGGACCGGGUUCGCCCGGAUUCCGGCCGACGUACGUGCCGCCGGAGGAUCGAUCUCGAUCGGAACCCGAGGAUCGAUUCGGUCCGAAUUCGGGACCGGGUUCGCCCGGAUUCCGGCCGACGUACGUGCCGCCGGAGGAUCGAUCUCGAUCGGAACCCGAGGAUCGAUUCGGUCCGAGUUCGGGACCGGGUUCGCGCGAAUUCCGUCCGGAUACGCGCGACUCGUUCGGUGCGCCGCGAACGACUUCUUACGCGCCACCGACAAGAUCUACUAUCAACCCGUACGCCAAGCACGGCUACGCAGCCGACAAGACCCCUAACUCAGGCCCCGGCAGCAGAGGUACAAGCUUAGGCUACGGACGCUAUCUUGCUAACUUUUAAACGUCUAACGUCGGGGUUGAACGCAUAUUGAUGCAGCUGCCAAACAUACCUUAACCGCAUAUGAUUAAGGAAACACGAGUGUUAGUACUAGUUAUACUCAAAUAUAUAAGGGGUAACUUACAUGGCCUUAUUUUAAAGUGUCCUGAUAGGCAAGCACUGGAUAAUUUGAAACAUAUUUAUAUGGUUGUCUAAUCCCGCACAUUGCUUAUAGAUAAAUGCAUGUCUAUAUAUUAUAGGAUUUCACCACAGGCGUUAAAACUGCGUUAAUAAUACAUGAGACAAAUAUACGGUAAAGAAAAGAAACUGUAAAAAAACACAAGUGGCAAUAUAUGAACCGUAAACAUAUCAGACGGCAAUCGAUUGCGUGAACAGAAAUACAUCGCAACACAAACAAUGUGUCAUUAUAUAAUCAGCAAAUAAUUCAUCGCCAAAAUGCAUUUUUGAAACGACCUUUUACAUCGAUACUUCACGCUACUAAUUCUACUUCAUCUAAUCGUAAUAUUCAUCUAUCACUUAUUGAAUAAACACAUACGCAUUUCAUAUCGGGUUGUUAUACCACCCUCCUCCCACACACCCGCGCACGCACGCACGCACGCACGAACGCACACGCACGCACAUACACGAACAUCGGGCACGACAGGAAAGACAAUAAAUUGCUUACACGGUUCCUAUAAUAUACUCUCGGUGGAAAUCAUUCCGUAGAAAUGUUUAUACACGCAUCGCGUGCGCCAGCAGGAGCAAAGCAUGAAACGCAUUAACACGCGAAGGAAACCGCGAUGGUGGAAACGCACGUUAUCUUUUUUCACGAUUACGUUAUUUUAUAAUGAUAGCUUGCAUGCGUGUACAUUGCCUGUAGGUUGUAACGAUUUCACCGAGUCUUGCCGCACCUAAUCAGAUAUUCUCAUUUUCAUCUAGUGGAGUUAUAAUAAUCAGCGAGGUUAAUCUUAAUUAAUAUACUCGUGUGUAUGCACGGAAAAAUUGUGUCGAAAAGAUUCAUCCUGGUCAUAAUUGGAAGAAAUUAUUAAUUAGCUGCUUGAAAAUCGAUAUAUCUUUCUUAUAUAAAUUUUUGUAAUAUGAACGCAAACAUAAUUUCAGGAGUGAAUAAUAAUAUUAUUCUAUUAUGAUUCACUCCUGAUAAUAUAUGACAAUGCAAAACGAAAGGAAACAGCCAGUAGCGAAAUUUUAAAUCCGCGUAUGUUCCGCGUAUUUUUAUUAUAACUCCAGAAUGUUUUUUCAAUUUGUUAUUUGUUAAGUUUUAUAAUAAAUUUGAUAGCAAAUAUGAGACCGGAAAA